CAGAAGAUUGUGUUAAUGAGUGAGGCAUUCAUGCCAGCCAGUGUAGAGGGAGCAACAUUAAAGGAGUACAAGCCUGUGUUCAUAGUAGGCACAAUUGAUAAAGUAAAAGAUAGGUUGAAUGCAAGUAAGGGAGAAAAGCAUGAAGCUGUUCUUAGAGCAGAUUUGGAUACAGAGGUGACAAGGUUGGAGGAACACUUGAGGGAUGUGAAGAGACAAAGAGAGGAGGCAAGGACUAUGAAGGCUAACACAAAGCCAGUCAAAUUGAGCAAGAUUAUCAAGCAGGUCUUAGACUGGAUGAUAGACAGUGUUGUCAUGUUGACACACUGUAAGUUGUUUGUAAUAGCUCCAGAGCUUGAGUGUCAGUAUACAGCUAAGCUUAUGAGGAUGACUCAGAUGUAUGACAAAAUGCUAAACAAGGCCAGAAGUGGACCUGUGAAGGCAGAGGAGGAAGAGAUGAGUGAGGAAGCAAGGACUGACAGUACAAGUGUUGUACACAAGGACAACAAAGCACAGUCAAGCCCAGUAGCAGAGCUAAGAACAAGCAGAUUGUGUAGGAAAGUAGUAGAUUAUGUUGGAUUGAAGCAGAGCAGAGGAGCAAGUAUGGUAAACAAGGCCAGAAGUGUACUAGCAAGGACAAGGGAGAAUACAAGGGAGUGUUGGAUAGGCACCCCAGUCAGUAACAACAAGGCUGGAAGUAUACUAGUCAGGCUAGUAACAGUAAAGCUGAACAACAAAUUGGAGACUAAGAGCUUACUGGACCAGGGAGCUGUUAUGAACAUAAUGUGUAAAGACGUUUGGAAACACUUAGGAGUACCAAAGGAGCAAGUGUGGACAAACCUCAGGCCAGCAAAUACAGGAUCAAUUGUGAUUGAAGGUGUCAUUCUGAGACUCAAGGUGUUAGUAGGUGGAAUAUUAAUAGUAAUACUAGUUCAUAUAGUAAAGGACACAAUGUUCAACAUGAUAAUCAGGAGGCUGUUCUUUGCAUUAACUGAGUGCAAGACAAAGGAUUUCAAGAACAGUAAUCAGAUUUUGACCUUGAUAGACCUAGCAGAUCAGAACCAGAAGUGUCAGGUUGAGACCUGAGCAGCUGUUGGAUGAAACCUACUACUCACUACUACUACCAUCUAUGUUAGAGUUGGAGAGGAUUGGUCUGGCAAGCCUUUGGCCUUGGUACAGGUUACAUUCUCUUUACUCUAACAUUCCCUUAUACCCCUUUCUUUUAUAGACACUCAUUCUUACUUGAGACUCACACUCUUUGUUUCUUUAUCUUACUUUGAUUGAUACCUUUUAUCCUUACCCACACUCCUUAUGCUUACCCUUUAUUAUUGCUUCUUAAAGCAAGUGACUGAGGACAGUCACUAUUUAAAGCUUGGGGAGGUGAAGAGUUCUGAUUUUGGUUACUAUCAGAUCUUCUUGAUUUUAUUUAAUUCUUUGGAUUACAUAAUCACUUUCUUUAUAUAGUUAGUUCUUUCCUAUUUGGAAUGGAAGGGGGAGUUUUGACCAGAGCCCACAACGACACUAGAGGGAACAAGCCCACCAAAACCUUGCCUCUCA
Molecule: messenger RNA, 1554 nt
Organism: Fomitiporia mediterranea MF3/22
Lineage: Eukaryota; Fungi; Basidiomycota; Agaricomycetes; Hymenochaetales; Hymenochaetaceae
Exons: 6
Coding region: 16-1083 (355 amino acids)
Source: RefSeq, a predicted model, not a curated record